AUGACAGAUGCCAAUGGGGCGGUGCUGGCCUGCUCCUCCUCCCCUCCCCUGUACCAAGUGACCGUUAUCCUAUCGCUGUGUGCUUCUCAUUAUCUCAAAAUAAACAGCUGUUUUGCGGGAGUCCGGUAUGACCUGGUGUCGGCCUAUGCUGACGUCAUCCAGGACACCAGGUCCACUUUGAAGUGUCCACUGAGCGGGUGCCGGGAGGGGACGCUGUGUCUUCCUUUCAUCAAUGGCGACUUCCGGUUUACGGAGAUCCGCAAGACAGACAAAGUCCAAGAAAAACCGAAAAACGUCAUCUCGUCAGAGGUGGAAGAGGAACUCCGGACCUAUCACAUCAUUGUGGACGUAGACAUGACCACCACAAGCUUGGACAGUCUGUUCAGCGAAGAGGACGCGAUUCACGAAAAGAAAAGAUUGCACAGCGUCAACAGUUCCGGGGAUGAUUUAGUUUUCAACUCUAAACAUCAAUGAACAAUUUCCCUUCUCCCCUUCCAAGCUGCACCAAUCCCCACCCCACCAAACAAUUAAAAGUAAACAUUUUUAAAAGUCGAAAGAGGGGGAAAAACCCUUCAGAAAAAUAUCUUUUUCUGCGAGAUCCAUGUACCACAGCCACUUGUACUACAACUUCUAGAAGAAAUAAACGAGAAGUUAUAU
Molecule: messenger RNA, 657 nt
Organism: Aplysia californica (California sea hare)
Lineage: Eukaryota; Metazoa; Mollusca; Gastropoda; Aplysiida; Aplysiidae
Exons: 2
Coding region: 1-474 (157 amino acids)
Source: RefSeq, a predicted model, not a curated record